Molecule: messenger RNA, 765 nt
Organism: Ambispora leptoticha
Lineage: Eukaryota; Fungi; Glomeromycota; Glomeromycetes; Archaeosporales; Ambisporaceae
Source: the annotation of a GenBank genome assembly
AUGUCUGCAGUUUCUAUCACAAGGAAGCCCACUGGGAAUGAUACAGAAUGGGUCAUUUACAGAGAUAUUUCAAUGUCACCCUAUGACAUUGCUUGGGUAGCAAUGAUUCCAGUGCCACUCUAUAAAGAAACGAAGUUAUCAAAAGAUUUUAAACUUGCUUUCCCUGAAUGUUUUGCUUGGCUAUUAAACUCUCAGAACGAGAGUGGCAGUUGGUCACGUACCGGAGCUUGCAGCAUUGCUCCCGAUCUUUCGAGUCUAUGGAGUUUAGGCGUAUUUAAAGAUCAUGCUGGCACAUAUUUCGAAGAAAGAUUACGAGAAAUAGGUUUUACUUUAGAACAUUUUAAUAAUAUAUUUGAAAAAGGAACCUGUUUCAUGCGAUAUGCGUUAAACGAAUGGGAUAUUGACGAUGAUGAUGCUAAUAUGGCAGGAUUCGAAAUUGUGGCCCCAUUUCUUAUAUCACAAUUGGAGAAACUAGACUCUCCGAUCUUCCUCGAUUUCCCUAAUAAGAAGCGGCUCCUAAAAGAAAAUAAGCGGAAAAUAAGUCAAAUUCCAAUCGAAGCGAUGUCUAAACUAGCAUCAAUACAUCAACCACUUGAAGCAUUUAUUGGAGUUAUCAACCUUUCAUGUAUUCAAAAUUCCAGAUUUCAAGCGAUAAAUGGAAGUUAUGGUUCGUCAGCAAUAACAGCGGCAGUAUUAAUAGAUGCGCCAAAAUGGGAUGAUAAAGCGUACGAAUUCUUACAAAAAAUUAUUUCAAGAUGUUUCUAA